UCUCUCUAGUUCUGUGGUUAGUGUUAUUAUUGGAGAGAGAGAGAGAGAGAGAGUGAGAGGUUGCGAGGAACCCACCUCAGUUUUUCGCUUUCUAGGAAACCAUAUAGGAGCUUGAGAGGGAUAGAUAAAAAAGAGAGGCUCAGAGCCAGAGAGAGAAGGGAUCGCGUUGGAGAAGAAGAAGAAGAAGAGAAGAUGAUGACGAUGAUGAAUAUGAUGAUGAUGAGAGAGAAAGGUCGGCAACGAUAACAAAAGAGCAGAAAACACAGAAGAAAGGUCGUUAUUGCAUUCUCUCUCUCUCUCUCUCUGUGGCUCACUUACUGCUCAGACCCUGCUCUUUCUGGCCCCUCACUUCCCAGAAACUGCUCAGUCCUCUCUCUCUCUCUCUCUCUCACCCCCUCUCUCUCGAUCUCAGAAGCCAACUUUUUUUCCUCAGAAAAGCCAAAGUGACAGUAAGAGUCGUCUAACCAGCAGAAGAAGCAACAGCAGCUGCAGUAAUCUCCUUAAUAGGGAGAUUGGGAGAAAGCCACCCAACAAACAAGAUCUCCGUCCCUUCCUCUCUCUCGUAACUUAUUUCCCAGAGAAUUUCAGAGACCCCACUUACAUAUAUAACGCCUGCAGAGAUACAUCCAUAGAUUCAGUUCAAGAUCACAAAUCUCUCUCUCCAUAUUUCUGUUCUAAAAAUACACUACUGCUAAUAAAGUUUGUGUUUUGUUGACAAAGGGCAUCAGUUGUGGCUACUACAAGGAGGUUACCUUCGGAUUCUGGAGCCUUCGCAGACUGGGCGGCUACGUCCUCUUCAGCCGCGGGCCGCGCCGCCCCUGAUGAGCUCUCCCUUGGCUUCAAUGCCGGACCUACCGCCGCAGGAACCAGCACCGGACCCACCUCUGGAAUGUGGUCCGCUGCGCCCUCCAGGCAAAUCAAUUAUGGCCUCGCUCCCACGGAGAUGGGCAUGGUGGGCCUGCGCGACCUCUUCGUCGUCGCACCUGCCUCAUCUUUCCACCACAACAACCACCACCACCACCACCAGCAGCAUGACCCCAUCAUGUCCGAUCCUCAUUCCAUCAACGGCUCCAACCCCGCCACUGCACUUGGAGUGGGCGUCGGCGUGGGCGUUAUCCCUCUCCUCACUGCUGCUCCUUGCCUCGCGCCAUCGAACAUCGGUGUCGACGAUGAGAACAAUAUGCUGAGUAAUAGGAAUAGGGGUGGUGGAGGAAUUCAGCUCUGGCAGAAUAAUCAGCAUACUCAACAUGGGCAUUAUUUCAAGAAACCCGCGAUUCUUGAUCAUGGUGGGUCUGGGAGUCUGGUGCAAACAGUUGGUGGUGGUGGUAAUGGUGGCGCUGGGAUGGGUGGCUCUACAACGACUUCUUCCACGGGUACGACCACGUGCCAAGACUGCGGGAACCAGGCGAAGAAAGAUUGCAGCCACAGAAGGUGCAGGACUUGUUGCAAGAGUCGCGGUUUUGAUUGCGCCACUCAUGUCAAGAGUACCUGGGUGCCAGCCGCUCGGCGGAGGGAACGCCAGCUCAUGGGCGUGUCCGCUUCUGCUGCCGCUGGUUCUUCUGGCGCUACCUCUGGUGCCAAAAAACCUAGACUCAUCACCUCGCAAACUACAACCAACUCCCAUACUUCCACUUCCAAUACAACUCCCCCAAGAAGCUAUGACACUAGCUCCAGUCAUCAAGAUGGGAGUUUUAAAGAGGCAUUGCCUGGGCAAGUACGUACACCGGCUGUUUUCAAGUGCGUGCGAGUGACGGCGGUGGAAGGUGGCGAGGACCAGUAUGCGUAUCAGGCGGUUGUAAAUAUUGGUGGCCGUGUUUUCAAAGGGUUUCUAUAUGAUCAAGGGGUUGAAACUAGUAGAGAUGGGUAUCCUAAUAUAUCUGAAUUGCAUUUAGGUGGUGGUGGUGAUGGAGGGAGAAAUGUGGUCUCCUCGUCAGCUCCAAUCCUUGACCACUCUGAUGUUUAUGCUGCAUCCGGUGGAGGAUUGCUCGGAGGUUCAAGCUUUGGUAAUCCAAUAAAUUAAUACUUUUUGUUUAAUUAUCGGGUACAAGACAUCUGUCGAUCGGUGGUCUUGGAAGGAAAAUGGCAUUGUAGGCUAAUUCUUCUUCUAUUUACUACUUAAUUAUAUGAUUUUGCUACAAAUGUUUAAUAGUCUUUGAAUCUUAUUAACCCAUAUUAUGCUCUCAA
This is a messenger RNA of Carya illinoinensis, 2184 nucleotides long. Its product is annotated as protein LATERAL ROOT PRIMORDIUM 1-like. The transcript has 2 exons. The record is from RefSeq and is a predicted model, not a curated record. Bases 890 to 2020 code for a protein of 376 amino acids. Gene Ontology annotation, cellular component: nucleus. NCBI's taxonomy places the organism in Eukaryota, Viridiplantae, Streptophyta, Magnoliopsida, Fagales, Juglandaceae. Gene Ontology annotation, molecular function: DNA-binding transcription factor activity; DNA binding. Gene Ontology annotation, biological process: positive regulation of DNA-templated transcription.